Lycium barbarum (goji berry) is the source of this 903-nucleotide messenger RNA. RefSeq lists its product as uncharacterized. Bases 1 to 903 code for a protein of 300 amino acids. The transcript has a single exon. NCBI's taxonomy places the organism in Eukaryota, Viridiplantae, Streptophyta, Magnoliopsida, Solanales, Solanaceae. The record is from RefSeq and is a predicted model, not a curated record.
AUGGGGAUGCCGACCGGUGGUCCUUCAUCAAAUCCCCUAGUCAAUAUUACUAAUCCACCAGAAAGCAAUCUCAAUUUCAACAUUCCCAAUACCAAAUCUCCAUCCUAUGCUUCUUCUGUCACAGAUCCCUCUUGUCAAGAACAAGGAAUAGUGAUGGCGCGAAGAACUACACACAAUGGGCAGCCAGCACUGGUCUUCAAAGCUUCAAAAUAUUACGGUGCUAUGACAUCCCUGUGUAGAAGAACGAUUGUAGGAAGAUUUCUGAAAUCUCGCCCACAAAUUGACAUUCUCAUAUCAAGGUUCUGUGAAACUUAUCCUCUAAAAAGGACAGUUAACAUCGGUGUUUUUGACAAUUUCAAUAUCUUUCUUACUUUUAACAAAGAUGCGGAUCUCAAUUUUAUAUUAUAUAAAAGGGUUAUUGAUUUAGAAGGUUAUCAAAUAUGGUUGCAAAAAUGGACUCCGGAUUUCAAGCUAGAGGAAGAUACACCUAUCGUCCCUGUUUGGGUUUUACUUCCAGGUCUUCCUUUCCAUAUGCAUAAUUGGAAUUACGUCAAACAGAUCGCUAGUGUUGUUGGUACUCCAAUCGAAAUAGAUGUAGCCGCCAAAAAUAUGAAUAGACCUAGUAUGGCUAAGGUAAGAGUGGAAAUUAAUCUAUUGAAGCCUCUAAUUCAUUCUAUUUGGGUGGAAACUGAAGAUGAGAAUUCCCCCUUGAGAGGAUAUUCUCAAAAAAUUGAGUAUGAAAACAUUCCCAAAUAUUGCAAACAUUGUAAGAAGCUUGGGCAUUCCAUGAUCGACUAUCGUGCGUUAAUAAAGAAAAAAGAGAUGGAAAAAAAGGAGGCACAACAGAAGGCUCAGCUAGACAAGGAACACGAGCAUAUCGAUGCUACAGAGCAACCAAAAUAG